Molecule: messenger RNA, 456 nt
Organism: Kluyveromyces lactis
Lineage: Eukaryota; Fungi; Ascomycota; Saccharomycetes; Saccharomycetales; Saccharomycetaceae
Gene: NKP2
Product: Nkp2p
Exons: 1
Coding region: 1-456 (151 amino acids)
Source: RefSeq, a predicted model, not a curated record
AUGCUCCACGAAGUAUUAUACAAGCAUUUAGACGGCAUUUUAGUCUCACGUUUGUAUACUGAGGAUCAGUUUGUUGAUCUAUUUUCUAGAACGAUACCGGAAUCCAACACUGUGAUCGCGUCACAGUUAUACAAAAGUUAUGAAGAGAAUGAUCAACGGAUCAUUGAAAAAAUAGAUAAACUCAUCGACAACAAGCUGUCUUUGAUAAGAGUUGAGCUCGAACGGGAACAAAUUGAAGACUCCAUUUCUCUCGAGGAAGUAAAUAAACUAUUGCAUAGCAUUGAUGAUAUGUUGCAGCAGCAUUUAAAUCAAUUAAACAUUGAACUAGAUAAUAAAAAUACAAAACUUUUGAAAUAUGCAAUGGAACUCAGUGACAUUGAAGCAAUAGAUACUUCCAUGUACGAUAAUGUUGCAAAAUUAAUAACGGACAUGGAAACCAACCAACCUUCUAGUUGA